UAGUACUGAAAAUUAACAUGAAUCAGUUGCUACACUGGCUAAUUGACUUACUUUACCUCGUUUAUGUGUUGCAUGGAAGCGAAUUGAAUUCAAGUGUGUACUGUGAAGUGGGUCCUUGUUAUAGUUUCAACCUGGCCUGCGAUAAUACAGGAAAAGUCAAGAAAUGCUUUAAAAGAGCCACGCUGCUGAGAGAGCAUGAAUAUAGAAGUAUUAUGGAUGAUGUCCUUAAUGAGCUGCGUCAUAACGUUGCAGGGGGAGAAAUUUAUAGAAAUUUGCCAGUUGCAGCACGCAUGGGAAAAUUGUAUUGGAACAAGGAGUUGGCCUACUUUGCCCGACUGGACGUGAGCCGAUGCGCAGUUGUACCCAGACCUUGUAUGAGUUCAAAGAACUUUUAUCAGAUUGGCCAUUUAGCUGGACUAGCGAAUUUUGUAAAUAGUAACUCCACAACUUAUAUGAUAAAUGCCAUAAAAAGCAUUGCUCAAGAUUGGUCGAAGGAUAUUAGUAGAAUAACAAGACUUGAUACACUCAGAUUGAAAGUGGGGGAAAAAGAAAGUGGUGUUUUGAAUACCUGCUUUGCUGCUAUUGGAGAAUAAUACAAAAUUUGGCUGCGCCGUUUUGCAUUACAGAGACGAUAUAUUCAAUUAUGUCAUACUCAGUUGUGCCUUUAACAGAGCUAUUCAGGAGGAUGAAAGGAUCUACGAAUGGGGCGGAAAGCCAGGAGUAAAAUGCCGUAGAAAAGACAUGGAAUACACAAAUCUAUGCAACAGUGAUGAAAAGUACGUGUACCAUAAACCCAAACUACACUUGGCUCGAAUGUGGCAAGAAUAGUCAUAAAAUAGGAUGAAAGUCUUGCACAUACCUUUAAAGCUUAUGAAUAACGAAUUGAUUUGACAGACAAUAAAUUUAAGUAUCUUUCGCUUGGGCUGUCAUCAC
Messenger RNA from Drosophila albomicans, 933 nucleotides. RefSeq names its product allergen Tab y 5.0101. The transcript has 3 exons. The record is from RefSeq and is a predicted model, not a curated record. Bases 18 to 593 code for a protein of 191 amino acids. Lineage: Eukaryota; Metazoa; Arthropoda; Insecta; Diptera; Drosophilidae.